GCAGCUGUUUUUAAGGCUACCACAAGGCUUUACUGUGGACAACCCCAUCUCAAGAAUGUAGAGGCUCUUGGACUUAUGGACUUUUCUAGAAGGUUUUAUCAAAUGUAGCACCGUGGCUCUUGGGACAUGAUAAAUGAAGGAGACAUGUAGUCCACAGUGUAACUAGAUGUAUCCAUGGCAACCAUUGACUAUAUGGGGUCACUGCACUUCCUGUUUCUUUUUUCUCACUUCUGAACAUCUGAUGGUGACUUCGGACGUUUUCAAAAUAUUUUAUAUUUUAGUCCAUCAUACUGUAUAUCGCCUUAUAUACAGAAUGGCCAACUAUGUGUCUAAUGUCAAAACUAUGUCUUGCACAAUAUCACACUUGAACACUUAUCAAGCGCUGCUUUCAUGUAAUAAUUAGAAGUAAGGGGUUUUGUGUACAUACAAGAUCAAGUGCACUUGAAGGUUCAACACUUGAUGUAGGAAUUGAAUUGCUAGACUUUCUCAGCUUUAGAUGACUAGUGGAAAUCGAUGUCCCUCUACAAUGGAUUUAAAAUAAAUAGCAUGUUUGUCACUGACUUCGCCACCAGAUGGUGCACAUGAUACACCGUUGCCAGCAGGUAUAACACAAUUACAAUAUUUUUUCGUGUUUAUUGAAAUGGCAAACUUUUGUAGAAUCAUCGUUUAUACGACUUAGAAGAUGAGAGUUUUUUUUUUAAAUUAUUAUUAUUUUAAUUAAAGUUUAGGGUCUAGGAUUUUUGUACGACUGAGUAAAACUGCGGACGACGGGAUUUCAGGCUCCACUGUGGUGGAUCCUCACAGCGCCUGUCUGCGUGCAGCCCGCACGCCACAUCACACUCGAGAAAGAGCGGCGAGGCAGCUGGUCUGCGACAUGGCUAAAGAAGGAGCAGAUAUGGCAGAGGAAACCGAGUUCAUGAUAGACAAAAACGUGGUGAAAGAAGCAGAAAACGCGGAGUCUUCCGGCAAUGCUAAAGAAAUGCGGGCGGUGAUGCUGGCAGGUUUCGGAGGGCUCAACAAACUCAGGGUGACCAAGAAGGCAAUGCCCGAGCCGCAGGAUGGUGAAGUGAAGAUCCGCGUCAAAGCAUGUGGCUUGAAUUUCCUGGAUCUGAUGGUACGCCAGGGGACCAUUGAUAAUCCUCCAAAGCCCCCCCUUGUCCCUGGAUUUGAAUGCUCUGGAAUAGUAGAGUCAGUGGGUGAAAACACAAAGGGAUUUGAGAUAGGCGACAGAGUUAUGGCUUUUGUAAAUUACAAUGCCUGGGCAGAGGUGGUCUGCACACCCGUGGAUUUUGUCUACAAGAUGCCAGAUGAAAUGACUUUUCCUGAGGCAGCAGCGUUCUCUCUGAACUUUGUGGCCGCCUAUAUGAUGCUCUUUGAGGUGGCCAAUCUGCGGGAGGGGAUGUCAGUGUUGGUCCACUCAGCCGGAGGUGGUGUAGGUCAAGCCGUGGCUCAGCUGUGCUCCACUCUACCUAAUGUCACUGUGUUUGGGAUCGCCUCGUGUUUCAAACAUGCAGCUAUAAGAGACUCUGUGACUCACCUCUUUGACAGAAACGUUGACUACAUACAAGAAGUCAAAAAGAUUUCUCCAGAGGGCGUAGACAUCGUGCUCGACUGUCUGUGUGGGGAGAACACGGGGAAAGGCCUGAGUCUGCUGAAGCCGCUGGGAACUUACAUCCUCUACGGCGCGUCAAACAUGGUAACUGGGGAAACAAAGAGUUUCUUCAGCUUUGCAAAAUCUUGGUGGCAGGUGGAGAAGGUUAAUCCUAUUAAACUAUACGAGGAGAACAAAGUCAUUGCUGGAUUCUCGCUCCUCAGCCUUCUCUUCAAACAGGGAAGAUGUAGUCUCGUGAAAUCAGUGAUGGACAAACUGUUGUGUCUCUAUGAAGAAAAGAAGAUCAAGCCUGUAGUGGAUUCCCUGUGGGCGCUGGAAGAGGUAAAAGAGGCCAUGCAGAGAAUUCAUGACAGAGGAAACAUAGGAAAACUCAUUUUGGAUGUGGAGAAGUCCCCCACCCCUCUGAUGGCCAGCGAUAGCACAGAGACCAGCGAAGCAGGGGAGGAAGAAGAGGAGCCAGAGGGAGACAAUGACAGCAAGGAGCGAAUGCCUUUCAUCCAUUAGACCCAACAACAACGCACUGCUACAUGCCUAGAGACUGGAGAGGCUGCACAGAUUCACCACAGAGGAACACAACCACACACUAGUGUGUAUGUAUGUAUGUAAGUAUGUAUGUAUGUAUGUAUGUAUGCAUGUGCAGUGUGCAUGUUCGCAUGAAUGUUUGUAUGUGCAAUAUAUGUUUGUUAAGGAAAGGUUAUUGUUUGUUACCCAGGCAACAAGUGCAAGAGCCAUUCACAGAACAGUGUUAUAUCAUUUGCUGUAUCACGAAGUAAUGUUACGCUAGCUAACGACAUAAAUAGGAUUGUGUCCACUUUAUUGUUAAUUGCAUCUACGUACGAUUAACUGAACUAACGUCAAGCAUUUAAACUAUUAUCAGUUUAUCAUUAGUGCCCUUAAACAGAGAUUUAGCAAAGCACUUAAAUGUCAUAAACAGCUGCGAACAAGUAACAUGUCUAAACAUUUCACAGCACUAAAAAAAAGUGUAUUUUAAUUUUCAUUUGACCGAAGUGACCAAAAAAAAAAUGACCUUGUAUGGUGAUGCAUCUGACCAGGUCAGUGAAUCACUUUCUCGUGUUACAGUAAGUCUGUCAAGCCAGGAGGUGUAGGAAGGUCUGUGUGUAGAUAUUUACAUGAUAACUUACAUGAUAUUAUGGGAUCACCAGUGCCUUGGAGCUACAGGAGUGUUUGAUACUUGAAAUAUUUUCCUCGUGUGACGUUCACAUUGAACAAACUAAAAGGUAAUUUUAAGUGAAAUAUGAAAAUUGAUAUGUAAACCUUAAAAAAACAAAAAGCAUGCUCAUGGAUCUGUGAUGAGGAGAAUCCGUGGCACCACCAGAGCUCUGUUUACGUAGUUAUUGGACAGAUUACUCCACUAAAUUGAACAUCACACAGUGUUAACGUUUAUUGUCAGGUCCCAAAAAAGUUGACAGUUCUUUAAGCACUCAAAUAAAACAGGACAAAAAUGUCAUCUUGCAGAUUUUUUUUUUUUUUCCUAAAUGCAACAAAGAAUGAAAAUCCUGAAUUUAUCCUCUGCCAUGAAGUGGUCGGUCAAACUCCGGUCUGAAGGUCUGUGGAUUCUCUGCUUUGCUUGUCUGACCAAAGUUGUUUACUCGCUGGUGCCUCACAUCAAAAGUGCCAUAAGACUCCGAGAUAGACUAUUUUUACAGUGAGCUGGUGAAUGAAGGCAGGCUGAUUUCGGUUUGAGAAACACUGUGUAUUACUUUAGUUUGACAAUCUCUGUUUUAUUGCCCUUUUGUGAGUUGUUAAUGAAAUACACUCCCCUAUUCAGAUGACGGACCUAUGAAAACAAAGUGCAUAGUAUCUUGUUUUCACUGUCUGUUCGGCCUUGCUUACCCUGUGUGUUUUAUUUUGGCUGGUUGUCUGAAUUAUUUAAACUUCACAGACCACACGUCCAAAAAAGUAUUUCCUCCGUCAGUGUUUUGUAAUUACGCCAGCUUAUACAAACUGAAAACAGUUCAACUUAACAUCAAAACUAACAGAGUGAACGCUGCAUGCUCUGAAGGUGAGUCAUGAAUAGUGGGGUGUCAAAGUUAAUGGGUGUACUGAAGUUUUAAAGGGCAUAGACUUGGAAAUCAGGGUGGUGAUGGUGUGUGUGAGAGACAGAGUGCAUGUUUUUGAGUGUGUGUACUCAUAUCGCCUUGUAAAAAAAAAAGACAAAAAAAAAUGCUCGCAAAGAGUUGUUCAGCAUUGUAGUGUUCACAAAAUCCUUAUAAACGAUGGUUUACCUGUGGUCGUAUAUUUUUGUCACAUUUACUUGUGUACUUUCUUUGUGUACAACUCUGUUUACUUGAAUAAAUUUUUUCUGCAAAGCAUAA
This is a messenger RNA of Mugil cephalus (flathead mullet), 3948 nucleotides long. RefSeq names its product vesicle amine transport 1-like (gene vat1l). The record is from RefSeq and is a predicted model, not a curated record. The transcript has 9 exons. Gene Ontology annotation, molecular function: oxidoreductase activity; zinc ion binding. Bases 875 to 2116 code for a protein of 413 amino acids. NCBI's taxonomy places the organism in Eukaryota, Metazoa, Chordata, Actinopteri, Mugiliformes, Mugilidae.